This is a messenger RNA of Olea europaea var. sylvestris, 1609 nucleotides long. RefSeq lists its product as uncharacterized. The transcript has 5 exons. The record is from RefSeq and is a predicted model, not a curated record. Lineage: Eukaryota; Viridiplantae; Streptophyta; Magnoliopsida; Lamiales; Oleaceae. Gene Ontology annotation, molecular function: antioxidant activity. The coding region runs from base 138 to 1418 and encodes 426 amino acids.
UGCAUUGAAUUCUCAAAACUAAAAUAUUUAAUGCAGCAAGUUUCUUAGUUUUGUGUAUCAGUCAUUGAGUUAGGUUUGUUGCUCUCCAUAUCAUAUCCUCAACUCAUUUAACAAAGAACAGCAGUUGUGAAAAAAGGAUGGCUUCUUUCUCAGUUGAGGAUUUUAUUGGGAAUGGAUCUCUGAAAAAAAUUCUCCCAAAGCUUCUGGAGGAAGGCUGGGAUGAUGUCCCAACUCUAAAGGUUAUGAAUUCCGAGGACAUGGAUGAUCUAGGCAUGACUCGACAGCAGAGGGAUGCGCUAGAAAUUAGGUCAUACCUGCAUGAUCGGGGGCUGGUGCAGUACGGAGAUAAGCUGGAGUCCUCGGAGAAAUGUCUUCCUGAGCUUCUCAGCUUGUCAACUGUGGAUCUUUCUUCUCAGUUCGGAAUGAAAAGGGGCCAUAUUGCUCGUUUUAUGGACCGAACCAGUGCAUGUGGCAUAGGUCCUUUACCAGCAUCAUAUUCUCUCCCAGCAAGAAAACGAAGCACUAUUCCUUCAAGAAAUAAUAGCAUGUAUAAGAGUGAACUUUCAUCUGUUAAUUCAAGAAAACUGCAAAGUGUGACCAAAUCCCCUGGACGAAGCAGUGCAGGUUAUGAUUUAUCCCUAGAGCAAUCCAAGGCAAGUUUUAAAAUAAAAGAUGGACAUGUAUAUAAAGGAAUUGUGGCUGCAAUGCCUGCAGAACCUAGAGCAUGUGGAUGUAUACAACCUCCUGAAAUAGUUGAGAACGUAGCCCCUUAUUCCUCGAUUGAGAAUAUCUCGAUUCAGAAACUAACUCCAGAAUAUAAGAUUGGAGUGGAGCGUUUGGUGAAAACUAGCACACCUCCGAUGAAGGCUUCAGAAUUAUGGCGUGAGAAACCAGCUAUACUCCUCUGCAUCCGUCGACCCGGGUGUAUCAUGUGCAGAGCCGAAGCCCACCAACUAUAUACCAAGAAACCCAUAUUUGAUGCACUCGGGGUCCAACUAUUUGCAGUACUUCACGAGCAUAUAGAUUCUGAGGUAAAAGACUUCUGGCCCAGAUACUGGGGUGGUGCCAUGCUGUUUGACAGAGGCAUGGAAUUUUUCAAAGCCCUAGGUGGGGGGAAGCUGCUGAAAGAUAAGUUCAUAUCUGGUUUUCUAUUCAACCGUAGAGCAAUUGCAAAUUAUAAACGAGCAAAGGCCAUGGGAGUGGACCAAAAUUUUAAAGGUGAGGGUGAGAUAAAAGGUGGCCUCUUCAUAGUUGGUAAAGGAAAGAGUGGCAUUGCUUACCAGUUCAUUGAGAGAAACUUUGGCGAUUGGGCACCUACUGCAGAAGUCGUAGAAAUCUGUACUCAUUUCCAGAAUCAACAGAGAAGUCAGUUUGAGUCGACAAAAUCAAUUCAAGGAGAAGAGGAGGUUGGUUUCUAAGAAGAAGAGAGUUAUUAGGCUUCUGUUUCAGUAACAACGUCGUACUCAUUCUGACUUUUAAGUUCUCAAACUCUUUGUAACUAUGGGAACAAUAUACCAAUCGCAUAUUUCAUUUGUUGUAUGAUUUUCUUCUACUUGACAUGAAUUAUUGAGUUGUAUCAAAAGGAUGCAUGAUUUGUUUAUUUUAUCAA